UGUACCCUAGAGCUUAAAGUAUAAUAAUAAAAAUAAAUAAAUAAAAACAAUAUGCAGUGCUGCUCUUCAGUGUAGAAAGAGCUUGAGAAUUAUCUUGAACUCCAAAUCCUGUACCUUUUUUCAUCACAGUUGUGGUGUAUGGGUUUUAUCUAGUACUGGUUUUUUUCCAAGCCUUUUCACAUCUUGACACAUAGUAAAUUUGACCAAAAAAAGAUGAAAGGAAAGAUAAAAGAAUGUGUUCUUGGCUGGAGGUGACCUACUCUUGGUGUCUAGCUGCCCCAAAGACUGAGAGGAUUGUUAACUCUGACACCUAUAACCCAUUCAUGAUUUAGUUGGUAAGCAGAUCUGCCCAUUUCUUUCUUCUUCAUUGCCAGAUCUCAGUUCAUGCAAUAGUUAUGCCCUGCUUCCACUUCAUCUAAGAAUAAUUCUGUGUCAUAAUAUACCAUACUUAUAUAUUAACCUUCUCAUAUUUGCAUUAGAACUUUAAGAUAAUUGGGCUACUUAAACUUCGUAACUCCCCUCAUUACAUCUUUUUUUUUCCUGAAAACAUUUGCCAUUUCUCUCCCAACCACUGCCUCAUUUACUAUCUCUGCAAUACUUUUUGUUUUCUUUUCCAUUAGGGAUGAUAUGCUGUCUUCUUUAGGAAACUACCUAAGUGUAAGUAAGGAAAUGAAUGCCAUCCUCCCUAGUGUUUUUAUUAUGAUAGCUAAAAUGUAACGUAUAACAAGAAGUAUAUAUAGAAACAAUAUUUUUGUUUUAGUUCUAUGCCGUAUCUCUCCAUAGGUUGUUUUUUAUAUUUUUAAACGUUUAUUUUUUGAAGGUUGGAACCAGAUAUGAGAGUUUAAGGAGCUUUAAACUCUUUUAAAAAUCUUUUUUUUAUAUUUCAAAUUCCUUUUUAUUGUAAAAGUUCCUGCAGAACAGAAAACUUUUAUUUAAAUAGUUUUCUGUUCUCUUGAGCAUUGUACAGUGUAUUUUUAGUAUACUUAGCAUACUUACUAUUACUUGAUGUUAAUUCAGCCAGUUUUAGGCUGCUGGGGGAGAUGAUUCACAUACACUAACAGUUAUAAUGCAAAAUAGAAACUAGUAAAAGCCUCAAGGUUAGUUGCCUUUCUUUGUGCUUCCAUAGUAACCCAUGCUUAUUCCUUCAUUGCAACUAUACUGUAUUGUUAUUGCCUCUUUAUUUAUCUCUGAUAGAGUCCAUCAUAAACUAGAACAGUGGUUCUUAAUUGAUGUGGGGGUGGUAAGGGAUGGGGCUUGUGCAUUUUGGAAAAUAUCUUCUCAUAUUCUUUUUCAGGUACAUCACUCUCUCCAUCACUAUCACUCCUGCCCUCCUUCUUUUGAAAACUCCUGUACUCACCUUUAUGCCCUUCGAAGUUAGGGAACGUAUCUUAUUUGUCAUUUUAUCUCUAGUGCUUAGCAUUUUUUUUUGGCAUAUGUGCCCAUUAAAGUACACAUUAACUAUUUAUUUCUUGCAGGAAGGUAAAACUAGGUUAGAGGUGGAGGGAGCACUUCUAACCUGGAAGAAUAUUGAAGACUUCCUUGAAGAAGUGUCAUUUGAGAGGAGCUAUGAAAAGAAAGUGGGAUCGGGAUGCAUAGAAAGGCAGUGGGAAUUUCCUUGGAUGGUUUGGCAACAUGAACUAGCAAGAAAGGAAGAGUGAAUGAGGAAGUGCACAGAUACCCCAUCUUUGCAGAAAGCACUCUCUUGCUGAGCUGGAGAACAAAAGACAUGUAAGCCUUAGAUAUCAAGCAUAAUAGAGAUGUCAGUAUAUUUGAAGGAUUGAAGGAAUAAAUGUAAGCACUUGAAGAACUAAAUGCGUUUAACCAAAAUCAAACAGUGGAGACAAGGUAGGAAGAAGUAGAACUGUAUUAAAUUUCUUAUCCUAAAGGAAUAAUCAGAGAUGAGACCUAAGAUGAAGGAACAAAAUGUUUAUUGUGGCAUUCUUUACAGUUGAAAAAACUGAAAACAUACAUGGAGUAUUAAUAAAAACUGAUCACAUGCUAGAUCACACACAAACUUGAAAAGCUACAAGGAGCCGUCUUACAGGCCAUGUUCCUUGACUAAAAACGGUCUCAGUUUCUCCUUAGGAAGUGGUUCUCAGCAUUGUCAGCGGCAUCAGCAUCAUUUGGGAACUUGUCAGAAAUGAAAAUUCUGAGGUCUCAUACCAGAUUUACUGAAUCAGAAACUGGAGGAGAAAAGCACCUCUCAACCUUGUUGAAAACAAAAUUAUCUUCCUUUGCAAAUCCAAAAAGAUGAAAACGACUGAGAUACUUUCAAAAGACAACCAAGUGAGCACCACAGACUAAUGAGUAGAAUCAAUAAGAACGUGGUUUUGGCCCUUUUAACACUGACAAGUUCUGCAUUUCUGCUGUUUCAGUUGUACUACUACAAGCACUAUUUAUCAACAAAGAAUGGAGCUGGUUUGUCAAAAUCCAAAGGAAGCCGAAUUGGAUUUGAUAGCACACAGUGGCGUGCAGUUAAAAAAUUUAUUAUGUUAACAUCCAACCAAAAUGUACCAGUGUUUCUUAUUGAUCCUUUGAUAUUGGAAUUGAUUAAUAAGAACUUUGAACAAGUCAAAAAUACUUCUCAUGGCUCCACUUCACAAUGCAAGUUUUUCUGUGUUCCAAGAGACUUUACUGCAUUUGCACUGCAGUAUCACCUAUGGAAGAAUGAAGAAGGCUGGUUUCGGAUAGCUGAGAAUAUGGGAUUUCAGUGCCUAAAGAUUGAGAGUAAAGAUCCCCGGCUAGACGGGAUAGACUCACUUUCUGGAACUGAAAUCCCCCUGCACUAUAUCUGCAAACUGGCCACUCAUGCGAUCCACUUGGUAGUCUUUCAUGAGAGGAGUGGCAACUACCUCUGGCACGGCCACUUGAGACUUAAAGAACACAUUGACAGGAAAUUUGUUCCCUUCCGAAAGUUACAGUUUGGUCGUUAUCCAGGAGCUUUUGACAGGCCAGAGUUACAGCAAGUUACUCUUGAUGGACUGGAAGUUCUCAUUCCAAAGGAUCCAAUGCACUUUGUAGAAGAAGUACCACACUCUAGGUUUAUUGAGUGUAGGUAUAAAGAAGCUCGAGCGUUCUUUCAGCAGUACCUUGAUGAUAACACUGUGGAAGCCAUGGCCUUUCGGAAGAGUGCAAAGGAAUUACUGCAACUAGCAGCGAAAACAUUAAACAAAUUGGGAGUACCAUUCUGGCUGAGCAGUGGAACUUGUCUAGGAUGGUAUCGACAAUGCAACAUUAUUCCUUAUAGCAAAGAUGUUGACCUAGGAAUUUUUAUACAAGAUUACAAAUCUGAUAUUAUUUUAGCAUUUCAGGAUGCAGGACUUCCGCUCAAACACAAAUUUGGGAAGGUAGAAGACAGCUUCGAACUAUCCUUCCAGGGAAAAGAUGAUGUAAAACUUGACAUUUUUUUCUUCUAUGAAGAAACUGAUCACAUGUGGAAUGGAGGCACCCAGGCCAAAACAGGAAAAAAAUUCAAAUACCUGUUUCCGAAGUUUACACUGUGCUGGACUGAGUUUGUAGACAUGAAGGUCCAUGUACCCUGUGAAACCCUCGAAUACAUUGAAGCCAACUAUGGUAAGACCUGGAAGAUUCCUGUAAAGACGUGGGACUGGAAGCACUCUCCUGCCAAUGUGCAACCCAAUGGAAUCUGGCCUAUUUCUGAAUGGGAUGAGGUUAUCCAGUUAUAUUGAGAUAGUAGGUUGAAAUGGGAGAAUUUCUCUUUUGGAAAAAAGGUAGAUAACUGUUUAAAAAAUUCAUGUCUAUUUGUCAAACAUAAGUGGGAACCAAAGAAAAAAAGUGACAAGUUUGAAGACACGGAAAGAGUCAUCUGAUUUAAUUCUCUCACUUAGCACCGAGGAAUUUUCAUGUGCCACAUACAAUGCUAGGUUACAGUGGAGAAGCCUAGGUGAAUGAGACAAAUACCUACUUCUUUUAUUCCUCCUUUUGGUAAACAACUCAAUUUUCCUUUGAGAGAACCCUCCCCCACCCUUUGAAGAGUUCAAGUUCUCUACAGGUUUUUAAAACGUUAAGUAAUGUUUGAACUGGAAGAUGAGCUCACCAGGCAAAGCUAAGGAAGGAUAUACUAGUUGAAAAGAAUAACCCAUUCCUCGUCUGGGCAUUUAAGCUGGUAUGUUAGUGCUACUUUUAAGAUUGUGGAGUCUGAGUUAAUAUUCAAGUGAUCAGACUUUGAGUGGCAUCAAGAAAAGAUGAUACCAGGUUCAUUUUUCAACUAAUCUUAUGUGGAAUUGAAUUGGAGAACAAGGCAUUAUUCUUUUAGGGAAGGUGAGAGCUUAUUUGUAUCAGAGCUUAUUACUUGUCAGGAUAAGUAAAUUUCUAUACAUGUACUAUUUUCAUAUUCGAAGUGAGAAGAAACUUCAUGCUUGUGUAAUGCUUAAAUUUCCAUCCAUUGUGAGAAUAUUUUCACUGACCUCUGAUGGCACUUGUUGACAAAUCAUUCAAGUGAGACCAUGCUACUAGACAUGAUUUUGAAAGAGUCCAUGAUUUCACAAAAGUCAUUUUUAUUUUAUUCUCAGUCAGUCUGUUAGGUAAAAAUAUGAGAAAUUCAUGUACAUUUUAUAUUUUCUGAAUCUAUAAUCCGUGCACUCCCAAUUUUAAUGACAAUAAAAUAUUAAUAGAAUUUUUUAAAUAUACUCUAAUUUUUAAAACGUACUCUUUAUUAUCUUCAUUUAUCAAUUACAGCUUCAUAUCUUUAAUUUAUGGUCUAUAUACCAAUUUAAAUGGCAUGUAAACCUACCUGUUUCUUCUCCUCUUCUAAUAUAUCAGAUCUCCAGAAUGGAAGCUAAAUGCUGGACUUGGCAACUAUUCACCCUACCUCAGAUCAUAGAGUUUGUAAAGUUUGUAUCCCUCCCCAGUUUUUCAGUCUGUUGAAUGUCGAUGGGGAAAGAACUCAGACUUCUACUUUAUCAAGUACCACACACUCUGGAACCCUGUAGUUUCCUUUUCCCCUCAAGAAGUCUGAGUCAGCUGGGAUGCUGUUUACCCCAUCUCUUGACCAGUCACUUGAAUGAUACAUUGUAAGUGAGAGGUAAAGGAAAAUGUAGGCACAAUAAGCACUGCUAUUUUUCUCUUUGUCUAGGAAAGGAAGCUGAAUCUUAUAUCUUAUCUAUGCUAUUUAGGACUACUUUCUGGAGCUUGGCAGAUUUUCCUCGGACACCAGAGAACAAUAGUAAUCUCAAAAUGGAAACCUGAAUGUCUGAGGGAAUGGGCUGGUAGACUUUUUCGAAAACAAAUUAGGGAAAGUAACUUACAACCACCCAUUCCAGAUUUUUAAAGCGACAUGAAAACCUUUGAUAAAUGAUAACCAACAGUCUCCUGUCCUAAUUUGCAUUCUCAAUGCAGAAUUAUUGGGUCUUUCAUAAAUAGCAUGAGCAGGUUUCUGGAGACCUUUAAGAUUGUCAGCAAACUUGUCCCAAAAUGGCACAUCAUCAUAAUCCAUUUUCUUUUUGCUAGAAAAUCAGCCCAUAGAGUACAUUCUCAGAUUCUCAACAGCUGACCCUAAAUUCAUUUUUCAUGCUCAAAAAUAAUAUAACAAAUAAUAAUACUAUUUUUGGGCAAAAUCCACCCUACUUGAUGGGGACCAUUUGCUUGUGCUCAGUAUUUAGAAAUGCAUACACUCCACAUUUCUCCCCAUUUCCAAUUCGGACUCCCAUUCUUUGCCAGGAGAUCUUACCCAUCCCUUUUCAGAUUAGUCUUUUAUCCUUUCCUGAAGUACAAAGUCUUAGAGUGUCUGAAAUCCAAGACAUCUUGGCCCCAUUGACACAGGUCCUAUAUUCCUCCUACGUAGACCACUGGCUGCUGAAAUACUUUUCUUGUCUUCUGGUUUCACAGGCUUCAGCUCAUGGGUUCCACCCUAACUUGGGGGAACAAAAGCCUUCUUCUAGAAUCUGAAGGCCAGGCUUACCUCUGAUUCUGAUUCAUCCAUACUUCAUCUUAUGUAUUUUAACAGUUGGGUUCUGUGGAGUGUCCAGAGACCUUGGGUUAGGUAUAUCCGUCUUCAGUACCUCAUUGGAUCACUUUUCUUUCCUCACUUGAGUAUUCUAGCAGUCAUUCUUCUAAUCUGACCACUUUCAGGUUUAGUUUACCUGGCUUACCUGGGGAAGUUGACAACUUGUUGGUAGUUAGGCUCCCAUGAAUGUCUCCAGAGACAUCCUGAGAGGCAAGAUUCCUCUUAAUUGACAACCAGGACAACCAGGUAGUCACCCAGUCCUCUCUAAGCAGGGAGCGCUUGUCCUUCUCUCCUCUGCUGCAGCUACUGAUAUCUGGCCCCUGGAAUAAAACCAUAGUUCCUAAAAUUGAGCAUCCCUAAGAGUAGCUGCUUGGUGAGACAGCUGAUUUCUUUGAUUCCCUAGCUGCAAAACCUGAAAUUGACCACUAGGUGACAGAAUGUUUGCCAGUAUUCCCACAAAACAAGUUACAACUUAAAUGAAAAUCAUUCUGCUUUUGAAUCUUAAAAGCUAGAAGAAACCAUAAUGUAAUAUUCUUUUUAAACCCUCUUAUUUUAUAACUAAAUAAAUAAUCACAGAAAGGAAUGAUCUGAACAAGAACAGCUGAGGCUAAAACCCAAGACUGCCAUGACUUCUAGUCCAAUGUCUGUUUUGCAUCACAACACAGUAUCUUUAACAGUGCUUGAGAUGCUUAACAGAGAAGUCAUCCAGUGCUUCAAUGAGUCUAAGUCUCAGGGUAUUUCUGCCACUUAGUAUCUUUUUAUUCAGAUUGAGAACCUAAGGCGACAGAGAGGUCAUGGGGAAGUAUUUUCUUGUUCAGAAUUCUUAAACUUGUUCAUACCUUUAUCUGGAAAAUGCCUUCUCUCCAGACAAUAAGAUAGUUCACAUCUGGAGACAUCAGCCUUUGGUACGUAAUUCUCUAAGCUCAAGAUGCAUCCCAUUGCCACUUUACCGUUCUAUUUCCCAAGGGAACCUUCAAAUGCCUGUAUUUGAAGAGUCUCUCCCCUUCCUAAAGUGACCUUUCAUGAGGCUCUUUCCUUCCUAAAAGACCUUUCCCUGGUAGUAGUGGUCUCAUUCACAAAAAAGAAUAAUAGAUGUAACUGGAGUCACUUUGCAGUUUUCAGGAUUUUUUUUUUAUCUGCUUGGCUAGAAAGGAGACUAGAGUAUCUAGUUGUCAGUAUUUAAACUACUUUUAAUUAUUUAUAUUGAUACUCUCUUAUAAAUGCAAGUAGUUAAGAAUAGAUUGUACUCAUUCCUUUUUAAAUUUGUGACCUCAAACCAUUGUUUUUAUUCUUACACGCCUACAGUACUUCAAAUGGCACAUAGAUAGGCAGGAUAUUACAUAGGUAAGCAGGAAUUUACACGUUGGGUACCAGAGCUAAAUCUGGAAAACACAUUUUGAAUGUGCUUCCACACUUCAGUCUAAAAUUUCACCCAAACUUAUGGCUACACGUUUUUCUAAGUUUUCCCCCUAGUUUCACCUUCUGGAAAGUGAACAGUUUUUUAAAUCCUAAAUGUUAUAAAUCCUUGGGAGAAAUAUUCCCUCAAAACCUAGUCAAGAAAGUGCCACAUUCCCACCUUCUAACAGGUAAUUAUUAGUUGUAAUAGCUUUAAUGCAUGGAAAAACUUCAGUUACCGACCAGUCAAGAGAAUUUCUCAAGAAAAAUCCCAGCAACUUUCCCUCUUUCCUCCUUGUCUUCCACUAUCAUUAAGACCUGAACUAGAUCACCUCUAACAUCUCACUUAGGAAAGGCAAUGUGUUGCCAUAAAAAGACCACAAGCUUUUGAGUGAGGCCUGAAUUUGAAUUUCAGCUUAAUCAUGUGGGAUUUAUGGUGGGGGCCCUUUCAGUCUCAACUUCCACAUUAGUGAACUGGGGAAAUGAUACAUACUUCCAAGGGUUUUUAGGGGAUUAAAUGAAGUACACAGUUCUUAGCCUCAGGCCUAGGAUUAAGUAAGUACUCAGGAAAUGUGCAAUUUUCUAGUUCCAUGUUUCUUUUCUAAUCUUCAAAUUAUAGAAACCGUGGGUCACAACACAUUCCUUUACUCAAAAGGUUGCAUGACUGAAUUAGCUUAAGAAAAAAAAAUUAUAUCGUCAUUAAAAAUUAAAUUAUAUGGUUUACGAAUUCAGAGACAUUACCAGUUUGCCUCCUUCUUUUAAUAGAACUUGUAUUUUCAUUUUCUUGGUUAAGCAGUUGUCUCCUAAUAUUAUCUCAUAUGCUACCUAGUUUGCCGGUCCCAAGCAGUUCACUGUACUUCCCUAGAUUUGGUACCUACUCUCCCCUGGACUUCUUUUUCAAUAUUCUAGCCUUUCCUAGACGUAAAUCUUUACCUCCUUGUUAGUGAAAUUAGAUAUAAACCAUGAUUUGGAGAGGGAAGAAAUCUGGAAUACUUAGUUUCAUUUAAUUGUCUAUGCUGGUGAAUGCCUGUGUCAUUGUUAAUAAAGGAGAAUUGGAAAUACUAAUUUCUACUUUCUGCCCCCAAAUUUCUGUUUCUAUCUCAACUAGGCAAGAAUCAGCAGGGUGCAUGAUGCCAUUUUAAGCUGCUUCACAUCAGACUGAAAUCCUAAUUACAGUUUAUAAGUGAAACAGACUAAUUCAAUGGUGAUACCUUUUGUAUAGGUCCUGUGCUUAAAGGAGGCAAGUAUAAAUUUUCUAAUAAGAAAUCCCUGCUUCUGUUGGGUGCAGUGGCUCACACCUGUAAUACCAGCAGUUUGAGAAGCCAAGGUGGGUGGAUCACUUGAGGCCAGGAGUUCGAGACCAGCCUGGCCAACAUAGUGAAACCCCAUCUCCUCUAAAAAUACAAAAAAAUUAGCUGGGCAUGGUGGCAUGUGCCUAUAGUCCCAGCUACUCGGGAGGCUGAGGCAGGAGAAUCACUUGAACCCAGGAAGUAGAGUCUGCAGUGAGCCAAGAUCACAGCAUUGCACUCCAGCCUGGGCAAUAGAGCGAGACUCUGUCUCAGAAAAAAAAAAAAGGAAAGAAAUCUCUGCUUCUGUACUAUCAAAACUUCUACCCUGGAAUACCCCCUCCACCUUCUAACCCAACCUAAUACAGAGAUUAUGUAGGGACCCAUUAACAAGCUGCUAUAUAAUUAUAAGCAGCUCUCACAGUAGGGUUGAAAGAGAGUAUAAGGAAAAUUAGAAGUACUGUAUUUUUGCUAUUGGAAAUGAAAUAUUGUUUCAUGCACCUUUGAAAAAAAUAACAGGAUUUUACAGCCUUCUGAUGAUUCAUUCAAAGCAUGGGGAAUAGUUCAUAUGUUUGUUAAAUGAAAAUAUUACAUAGCUAUUUGUGUGUCCCUCCCACUUCAUAACUACAGAAACAUAUAUAUGAAUUUCUAAACAAAGUGAUAUUUUAAAGAUGAAUAGAUUCAGUGUGUACUUACCAGUUUACUAUUUGGUUUUAUCUUCAGGUACAGAUAGUUUGUGGUACUACUUGAAAAUACCUUUAAUAUUAUUUUCUUCAGAAUUUGUAAUAUAUAAUCCAGUUUGGGAUGAUGAAUAAAAUUUUUCUAAUCUCUUGA
Nomascus leucogenys (northern white-cheeked gibbon) is the source of this 9480-nucleotide messenger RNA. It is a transcript of the gene FKTN, whose product is annotated as fukutin. The record is from RefSeq and is a predicted model, not a curated record. Gene Ontology annotation, cellular component: Golgi membrane. Lineage: Eukaryota; Metazoa; Chordata; Mammalia; Primates; Hylobatidae. The transcript is spliced from 12 exons. The coding region runs from base 2304 to 3689 and encodes 461 amino acids.